This is a messenger RNA of Bursaphelenchus xylophilus (pine wood nematode), 3155 nucleotides long. Lineage: Eukaryota; Metazoa; Nematoda; Chromadorea; Rhabditida; Aphelenchoididae. The record is from the annotation of a GenBank genome assembly.
AUGGUCUACACAUUCGGAAGCGUCUUGAAUAACGUCAACUCUUACUAUCAAGACAAGACAACAAAACUAAAGCAGUCGUUCUCACCAAACAGUAAGUCCAUUUUGUUGCACUGAGAUUAAAAGUAAACUGCCUUUGCUAUAAAUGCGAUACAGUCGAACGAUUUCUGUAGCUCAGAAACAAAUGUACUCUUAUCUACUGAUCUCCUUUUUCCUUUAGGAGCUCAAUCUCCCUCUCAAACAUCAGAUCUCGAGCCAUCUCCAACUUCAUCAUCAUCAAUGAACGGCAUUCCGCCAACGAAGCCAAAGCCGCAACCUCCAACAUUUAAUACACCGGCAUUUCCGCCUGCGCCGUUGUCUGCACCACCGCCACCUCCGCCAAGACCUUCGCCAGUCCCACCGUUAAAAAUUCAUACGGAUCGCCCUGAUUCAAUUGACAGCCGAAGGAAUUUGAACAUGUUCGAUGACUUGACCAAGGAUGGCGAACUUCAACGACUGACUGACCAGCUGAAUAGACUAAGACCCGUCGACGAGCCAGUACGACGGACAUCGGCCCCAAGUACGAUGACAACAGCGACCCCGGCCGCUCCAGGAAGUGUCGGGAACCGGCGGUACUCCGAGGAAUACAGGGACCGCAAUUACCGUUGGUUUUUUGUACUUAUUAUCAAAACUUUCAUGAAUAUCCUAACUGUCAAUUUACAGACAACGCGGUAACUCCGGCGCAAUUCCGGAUCAUAGGAAAACAAAUGAUUGAUUUCAUCGCGAAUUACAUGGAGAACGUCCACAACCGGCGAGUUGUGCCUUCUAUUGAGCCCGGCUAUCUUCGCGAGCUGUUGCCAGAGAAUCCACCAUCCCAACCCGAAUCCUACGACAAGGUAAUGCAGGACUUUGAAGCCUACAUUAUGCCCGGGGUAACACAUUGGCAACAUCCCAGAUUUCACGCCUAUUUUCCUGCGGCUAAUUCCUAUCCAGCACUGUUAGCGACAAUGUUGUCCGACGCCUUGGGGUGCGUUGGCUUUUCGUGGGCGGCCUGCCCGGCGAUGACUGAGUUGGAAACCAUUAUGCUGCAAUGGCUGGGAGAAAUGAUUGGUCUCCCUGAAGAGUUCCUACCCUUUACGGAAAACGGAAAGGGCGGUGGUGUUUUGCAAGGUAAAUUUCGCUUUUACCGUUUAUCCCUUACUUUCAACCGAGAUCUCGUUGAAUCCUUAUUAUUUAAAUUACAGGAUGUGCCAGCGAAUGCAACUUUGUCGCUUUGCUGGCUGCCAGAUUUGAGGUCAUGAAAGAGUUGCGACAACGGUUUCCUUUUGUAGAAGAGGGACUUCUCAUGAGUAAAUUGAUUGCUUACUGUUCAAAAGAAGCUCAUAGUUCGGUUGAGAAGGCGGCAAUGAUUGGAAUGGUGAAGCUACGAAUUCUGGAGACCGAUUCAAAAUAUCGCCUGCGAGGAGACACUCUUCAAGCGGCAAUUACAGUAGGUUUUGGCUGAUUUUUUAUGACAAAACACUACUUUUCAGGAAGACCGCAAUCUUGGGAUGAUUCCGUUUUUUGUUUCGACAACUCUCGGAACAACCUCUGUCUGCUCCUUCGACGUUCUAACUGAGAUUGGCCCGGUUUGUGCUGAAAAUGAUCUGUGGUUGCAUGUUGAUGCGGCCUAUGCGGGAUCAGCAAUGAUUUGUCCUGAAUUCCGCCAUUUAAUGAACGGAAUAGAGUAUGCCAUGUCGUUCAACACUAACCCAAAUAAAUGGAUGUUGGUAAACUUUGACUGCUCGACCAUGUGGGUCAAAGACCGCUUCAAGUUAACGCAAGCCUUUGUUGUCGAUCCGUUAUAUCUGCAACAUUCAUGGACCGACAAAGCCAUUGACUACAGGCACUGGGGCGUGCCGUUGAGUCGAAGAUUCAGGUCGUUGAAGGUCGGUCACAAAGUUUCAAAUGUUCAAAAGGCCAUUUGGCAUUGGAAUUUGUUACUCUUUGAGGCCUUGUAAAAUAUUUUUUAUCCGAUUAAUUCUGCAAUUAUUAAUUAACCUCAAAACUGUUUCAGCUGUGGUUCGUCAUUCGUAUGUAUGGUGUGGAAGGAUUGCAAAAAUACAUUCGUAAUCACGUCCGGUUGGCGAAAAAGUUUGAAGCCCUCUUACGCGCCGACGACAUGUUCGAGAUAAUCGGGGAUGUUCACGUUGCCUUGGUCUGUUUCCGACUCAAGGGCUCCGAUGAACUCAACCAAAAACUACUUACAAAACUCAACUCGAGUGGUCGGAUUCAUAUGGUACCGGCCUCGUUGAACGACCGGUUUGUGAUCCGGUUCUGUGUCUGUCAUGAGCAUGCAAAUGAACAUGACAUUAUGACAGCAUAUGACAUUAUAAAACACGUCGCCGUGGGGCUACAAUGUAAGCAGAAUUAGGAGUGUAUAUUAUGAUUGAUGUCGUACUGUAAUUGGUCACUCGUUUUGUUGUUGUCAAAAUAGAGGCAUUUUUUACCCCGUGGCUUCAGUUGACAAUGCUCCGGAGCCCAUCGCUGAGAACUAUGAGUUGGAGAAGUUGGAAGAAGAGGAAUUUGUAAACCAAAUGAAAAUGCAAUCGUUUGAUGAUGAGGGAAGCAUCGGAUCUCCACGUUCAAACCCCGUUGGACAAUAUAGCAAUGAAAGCUUGCCUUCAACAGGCCCGUCAACGGCGGGAUUGGAUCGCCAGACGCCUCCGGCUUACCCGACUGGCCCGAGUAUGUUUACAUCCGAAUCUAGUUAUUAUUAAUUUUCCAUUGUGCAACUUUCAGACCCUCAAAGUUGCACAAUCGCAACGGCCGCGGCGAACCAAGGCAUCGGGAAUCGCGCUCGUUUUGGCCAAACGUUAGCCGAAAAACGUUCUUUCCUUGUUCGGAUGGUGAGCGACCCCAAAUGCUACAAUCCAAAGAUUGUUCGUCAUUUGAAUAUGCGUAAUCAUAAGCAAAUGUCGCAAGAUAUGUUCCGUGAUCGGGCCAUUCGGCAGUCCAUGGAAGUCGGCUCCAGUGGAGGAAAAGGAAAAUUCCCGCAAAAAUGUAAGAAACAAAUUUUGUUGCCUUUCAUUGCUUGCUUCUUUUUAGUCAGUCAAUACAGUAUUGAUAAUCCGUCGGAUGAGGAUGAAUACGUGAGUACGGUAGCACCAAAUCCGACUGGACUUCAAACGCCGAUGUAA